Molecule: messenger RNA, 1359 nt
Organism: Rhipicephalus microplus (southern cattle tick)
Lineage: Eukaryota; Metazoa; Arthropoda; Arachnida; Ixodida; Ixodidae
Molecular function (GO): CoA-ligase activity
Source: RefSeq, a predicted model, not a curated record
AAUAUUUUGAAAUUUUUUACGCAAUUUUUUUAUAUUUCUUGCAGGUUAUGAGCGAAUAUGAAAGCUCUAAUUCAUGACCGUAUAGUCUACUCGCCAUACCCAAAUGUGGAAAUUCCUGAGUGCUCUUUUUAUACUGUGGCCAAAGAAAAACUGCUGCUGAACCCUGACAAACCAUUACUGACAAGUGAAGGCGACUGCGAAACGAAGAGCCAUUUCAGCAACUCAUCACAGGUCAGCGACGUCAUCAACCUUACGCGAAGGGAAACGCUGGCCCAGAUGGAACGCUGCGCUGUGGGUUUCCGCAAAAGUGGUGUAUCUUUAGGAGACCGCAUCUGCAUCCACCUAGAGAACGGAGUGGAAAACCUGAUAGCUAUUUAUGGCUGCAUCUUGGCUGGGGCAACCGCUGUCUUAGCGAAUCCCACGCUCACUAAAAGUUCUAUUCUCUAUGGGGCCUGCCGAUCAGUCAGAGAAUUCUUUAAUUUGGACAAAGAAGACUUCGUGGAGGUAGCCGUGGAGAAUCCUCGGAGCACGGUGCUUGCCGUUCUAUUCUCUAUGGGGCCUGCCGAAGGGUUUAUAUCAGUCAGAGAAUUCUUUAAUUGGGACAAAGAAGACUUCGUGGAGGUAGCCGUGGAGAAUCCUCGGAACACGGUGCUUGCCGUGUGUUACACUACUGGAAGCACGGGUUUGCCGAAGGGGGCAGAAAUCACGCACUACAACUAUGUGGCUGCCGUCUACUAUACAACGCGACAUCUACCGUGGUCCAGUUCAGAUACAUUACUGGGAUCAGCUCCCAUUACUCACCAAUCGGGUAUGAUGUAUACAAUGUUGGCUGCUCUAGGCGGGACUACAAUUGUCAUGGCGCCGAGCACGAUGACACCUUUAGAGGUUAUGGACACCAUUGAUAAAUACAAGGUGACAGCUGCAUUGUUCUUCUCCUCACAGCUUCAAAUUAUAGUGCGCGAGAUGCGCCUCGCCGGACGAAUCUUACCAACACUACGCAGAAUCGGCACAGGAGGCAGUGUACUUCCAACAUCUGUCACGAAAGCAGCCUACGAAGUAUUCUGUAAUCUUGAGCAACUUUUGAAUCCAUACGUCAUGACCGAGUCAUGUGGUUACGUCACGGCUCAACCAAAAUCUGCUGGAUGUCGAGACAGCACUGAUGUUGGAAUACCUGUGACCGGAGUCACAGUCAAGCUCGUAGACGUGAGCACGCGUGAAAAGCUCGGACCGCACCAGAUCGGGGAAAUUUGCUUUCGAACACCAUCCACGAUGGUGAGAGGAUACUUCAAAAGGCCACGUGAAUCUGCUGAGCUCUUCGACGAAGAAGGCUGGUGCAAGUCGGGUGAGGCAGCAUAUUAA